AUGGGUCAAGCAUUUAGUUUUGCUAAUAUUUUUGGGAAAUUAUGGGGAGUUGAUAAAGAAAUAAGAAUUCUUAUAUUGGGACUAGAUGGUGCUGGUAAAACUACAAUUUUAUAUCGUUUACAAAUGGGAGAAGUUGUAACUACAAAACCAACUAUUGGAUUCAAUGUUGAAACUUUGAAAUAUAAAAAUAUUACAUUAAAUAUAUGGGAUUUAGGUGGACAAACUUCUAUUAGACCAUAUUGGAGAUGUUAUUAUAGUAAUACUUCAGCAGUUAUAUUUGUUGUUGAUUCAACUGAUAAAGAUCGUAUUGAUACUGCUUGUAAAGAAUUACAUCAAAUGUUGAAAGAAGAAGAAUUACAAGAUAGUGCAUUAUUGGUAUUUGCUAAUAAACAAGAUCAACCUGGUGCUAUGACUGCAGCAGAAGUAAGUCAAGCUUUAAGUCUAACUGAUUUGAAAGAUAGAAGUUGGAGUAUUGUUGCCGCUAGUGCAAUUAAAGGUGAAGGGUUAACUGAAGGGUUGGAUUGGUUAAUGGAUGUAAUUAAAGAUGAGCAAUUGUAA
Messenger RNA from Candida tropicalis MYA-3404, 558 nucleotides. It is a transcript of the gene ARL1, whose product is annotated as Arf family GTPase. Gene Ontology annotation, cellular component: cytoplasm; Golgi apparatus. Gene Ontology annotation, molecular function: GTPase activity; GTP binding. The record is from RefSeq and is a predicted model, not a curated record. Gene Ontology annotation, biological process: vesicle-mediated transport; intracellular protein transport. The coding region runs from base 1 to 558 and encodes 185 amino acids. Lineage: Eukaryota; Fungi; Ascomycota; Pichiomycetes; Serinales; Debaryomycetaceae. The transcript has a single exon.